CCAGACAGAACCAGAACUGGGGAUAGAAGAAGAUGGAGAGUUCCAUUUAAACCUUCCAAGAAAGAAAAAGGAAAGGCUCUCCUGAAAGGAGCUAAACUGCAUCAUCUGUGUGUGCUGUAUGUGUUAGUGUGUGACUGUGUGAGAGAGAAAUGAGUGCCCUUUGCGUGCAAUUGAACAUCAACAGCAGAGGUGGUUGUUUAGCAAUGGCAGUUGCCCAGCAGAACAGCAGCAGCAGCAGCAACAGUAGUACGACAGUUCAACUUCCAGAGGAAAAGGUUGAGAAGAAGAAGAAGAAUUCCAGAGUCUUGAUAUUGGGAGGCACCGGAAGAGUUGGUGGCUCCACCGCCAUUGCUCUCUCUAAACUCUCCCCUGACUUGCAGAUAAUCAUUGCUGGUAGAAAUAGGGAAAGAGGUGCAGCCAUGGUGGAUAAAUUAGGAGACGACUCAGAAUUCACUGCAGUCAAUAUUGAUGACUCUAAAUCAUUGGAAGCAGCUUUAGUUGAUGUGGACCUUGUUCUUCAUACUGCAGGCCCAUUUCAACAGGCUCAGAAGUGCACUGUCCUGGAAGCUGCCAUUCGGACCAAGACAGCAUAUAUUGAUGUAUGUGACGAUACAAGCUAUGCAUACCGUGCCAAAGCUUAUAUGGAUGAAGCUGUGACUGCAGGCAUUCCUGCCAUAACAACUGGUGGAAUCUAUCCAGGAGUUAGUAAUGUUAUGGCAGCAGAACUUGUUCGUGUGGCCAAAAGUGAAAGUGAAGUAAAACCAGAGAGGUUAAGAUUUUACUACUAUACAGCUGGUUCUGGUGGUGCUGGCCCAACAAUAUUGUCUACUAGCUUUUUACUUCUUGGAGAAGAGGUAGUUGCAUAUAACAAAGGGAAAAAAAUCAACUUAAAGCCCUACAGUGGAAUGCUCAACAUUGACUUUGGAAUGGGGAUCGGGAAGAGGGAUGUUUUUCUUUUAAAUUUGCCAGAGGUGUGUAGUGCUUAUGAGAUCCUUGGAGUACCAACUGUCAGUGCUCGGUUUGGAACUGCACCAUUCUUCUGGAACUGGGGAAUGUUGGCCAUGACAAAUCUGCUACCUGCUGAAUUCUUAAGAGACAGAAGCAAAGUUCAACAACUGGUGCAAGCGUUUGAUCCACUAGUACGAGCAGUAGAUAAAUUUGCUGGAGAGAGAGUUUCAAUGCGGGUUGAUCUGGAAGGUUCUGAUGGAUACAAUAGAAUAGCGAUAUUCAGUCAUAGACAGCUUUCUAAAUCAGUUGGAAAUGCAACAGCAGCAUUUGUACUUGCAGUUCUUGAAGGAAGCACACAGCCUGGUGUUUGGUUUCCAGAAGAGCCUCAGGGUAUUGCUGUUGAGGCUAGGGAAAUUCUUCUCAAGCGGGCUUCACAAGGAACAUUGAAUUUUAUAAUGAACAAGGCACCAUGGAUGAUAGAAACAGAUCCUAAGGAGAUUGGAUUGGGAAUAUAUGUAUGACAUUCUCAUCUAGGAAUGUGAUUCAAUGGCUCAAUUGUGUAGCUCAUAUCUAACUUCACAUUACAGGUUCUUAAAGCUGAAGCAAGCUCGUGUUAAUACGACUCGUAAUUCACAUGUAGUGCCAUAUCAGUGUCUUGAUUCAUGAGGUUUUACAUAAUCUCUUUUGUAUUGCUGCAUAUUAAAAUGUAAAAUGUUCGACGAUGGUUUCUCCCCGACAAAGGGUAGACAAAAUGACAUUUAGAAGAAUGAGAAUCAAGGGCAAAAUGUAGGAGAUACAUGAAAUACAUGGCAUAUGGAACAUUUUGAUGUACUCAAAUCAGGCUUUCAAGUUGAAAAUUGUUAAAUGUAUCUUCGAGCA
Molecule: messenger RNA, 1827 nt
Organism: Coffea eugenioides
Lineage: Eukaryota; Viridiplantae; Streptophyta; Magnoliopsida; Gentianales; Rubiaceae
Exons: 14
Coding region: 150-1469 (439 amino acids)
Source: RefSeq, a predicted model, not a curated record